ACAUUAAUCUCUGAAGGUUUUGUGAAAUUGAAACGACAAAUUUGUCUAUUAUUUAGUACGAAGCCAACUACAACUUGCGACGCGACCGGCAACCACCAACUGGGGCUCAGCAGUUGUUUAUCUCAUUGGCACUUUGUAGAUUCUUAAAUGGACAGUAUCGUAGAUUCUGUGAAUAAUGCGUAUCAGGAGUUUAUUGCAGCAGCUUCCAGCUUUCUGGAAUCAAAAGAAAACUCUGGCGGCCUAAAGACUGUGGCCAGUGAUGUUGCCCUUGAGAACUUUAAGCAACGAUGGGAAUUAUUCAGAGUUGCUUGUGAUCAAGCAGAAGAGUUUGUGGAAUCUGUGAAGCAAAGAAUAGGGUCUGAGUGUCUAGUUGAUGAGGCCACUGGCUCUGUUGCUCAGAAACCUGGUCAGCCUGUUCAAAGUGGUCUUCCACCUAUCAGUGCCGUUCGAUUGGAACAAAUGAGUAAAGCUGUCAGAUGGCUGGUGAUUGAAUUGCAACAAGGUUCUGGAACUGGUGGUGGUUCAUCGCAACCCCACCCUACAGCUCCCUUUGAUGCUCGAUUUACCGAAGAUGCUGGUCAAUAGGAAAGAAGCUUUCUACUUCGAUUAUGUACUUUGACCGGCCACUGAGAACCCAUGUUCACGUUGGUAAACAGACUAUUCAAGUAAAAGUGCCUGGGAUUGUAUCUGAAAUGCAGUAUAUAAGUUACGAAGCAUUUCUUGCUAAUGUACUUCAAGUUUCGACUGCAUUCUAUCAUGUUUUAUAGUGUCAGUUUGUCUUGUACACGUGAAUCUUGAUGCAAUUAUGUUGCUUGUAUUGUGCAAUUGUUUUGCCCCUGUGAUUAAUUUUAAUGGUGUAACGAGUGCCACCCAA
Messenger RNA from Olea europaea var. sylvestris, 874 nucleotides. Its product is annotated as mediator of RNA polymerase II transcription subunit 32-like. The transcript is spliced from 4 exons. The record is from RefSeq and is a predicted model, not a curated record. Gene Ontology annotation, biological process: cold acclimation; leaf senescence; root development. The coding region runs from base 148 to 585 and encodes 145 amino acids. Gene Ontology annotation, cellular component: mediator complex. Lineage: Eukaryota; Viridiplantae; Streptophyta; Magnoliopsida; Lamiales; Oleaceae.